Aegilops tauschii subsp. strangulata is the source of this 1682-nucleotide messenger RNA. RefSeq names its product probable UDP-arabinose 4-epimerase 1. NCBI's taxonomy places the organism in Eukaryota, Viridiplantae, Streptophyta, Magnoliopsida, Poales, Poaceae. The record is from RefSeq and is a predicted model, not a curated record. Gene Ontology annotation, biological process: galactose metabolic process. Gene Ontology annotation, molecular function: UDP-glucose 4-epimerase activity.
CCACCCACCCGCCGUCCGCUUCCUCGCCACAUUUCCCUUUCCCUUUCCGUUCCCACCCCCACGAUUCACUCAUUCAUCCAUUGGCUGCGCCCCUUCCCUCCUCCUCCCCUGCCCCAGUCACAAAGCUCCUUCCUUUUCCUCGUGCCCGCCUUCUCCUCCCCUGCAAUUCUUUCUCUGUUCCGCUGUAAAGGCGGAGCGGCCUGGAACAGGGUUGUUGGAUCUGAGCCAGUGAAGGAGUGGCCGACUGCCUCUGCGACCUCUCGCCGCCAGCCGCAGGCAGAUGCUGCCCACCGGCAGGAGCAGGCCUCAGCCCAGGCCUGCGCCCAGAUCUUGGUCCUUCUCAGACAUGGACCUCUCUGAUCCGAAGCGCAACUCCAGAUACCUCAGCAAGAUCAUCAUGGUCGCGCUCCUCACGGCCAUGUGCGUCGUCAUGCUCACCCAGCCGCCCUGCCAUAGGAAGGCUCCCAGCGUGUUCUCCAUCCAUGAACUCGGAGUAACGCAUGUGUUGGUGACGGGUGGCGCUGGCUACAUAGGAUCGCACGCAGCUCUUCGACUGCUCAAAGACUCCUUCAGAGUCACCAUUGUGGAUAAUCUUUCAAGAGGAAAUAUUGGGGCGGUCAAGGUUCUUCAGAACUUGUUUCCUGAUCCUGGACGAUUGCAGUUCAUACAUGCUGAUUUAGGCGAUCCAAUAGCUGUUAACAGAAUAUUCGCAGAAAAUGCAUUUGAUGCCGUCAUGCACUUCGCUGCCGUAGCGUAUGUGGGUGAGAGCACGCUUGAGCCUCUGAGGUACUAUCAUAACAUCACUGCAAACACUUUGGUUGUGCUAGAAGCCAUGGCGACGCACAAUGUUAAAACCCUGAUCUACUCUAGCACAUGUGCCACCUACGGGGAACCCGAGAAGAUGCCUAUCACUGAAGAAACUCCCCAGUUUCCUAUAAACCCAUAUGGCAAGGCCAAGAAAAUGGCAGAGGAUAUCAUUUUGGACUUCUCCAAGUCGAGGAAAUCAGACAUGUCGGUGAUGAUCCUGAGAUACUUCAACGUCAUCGGCUCUGACCCUGAAGGAAGGCUGGGUGAGGCUCCACCACCCGAACUGCGUGAGCAUGGCCGUAUAUCCGGUGCAUGCUUCGACGCGGCACUGGGAAUAAUCCCGGGUUUGAAGGUCAAAGGUACCGACUACGAAACGGCCGAUGGGACUUGCGUGAGAGAUUACAUCGAUGUCACCGACCUGGUCGAUGCCCACGUGAAAGCGCUCAACAAGGCGGAGAGAGGCAAAGUUGGCAUAUACAAUGUUGGCACCGGAAGAGGGAGGUCAGUGAAGGAGUUUGUGGAGGCUUGCAAGAAGGCGACCGGAGUCGACAUCAAGGUCGACUACUUCCCUCGCCGCCCGGGUGACUACGCGGAAGUGUACAGCAACCCUGCAAGGAUCAACCGCGAGCUGAACUGGACAGCCCAGCACACCGAACUCCAGGAGAGCCUCAGGGUGGCGUGGACAUGGCAGAAGAAGCACCGGAGUGGCUAUGCAGACUCGGGUCGAUAUAUUUUUUGACUCGUUCACAGAGAUAGCAGUUACACAUAAUUUAUAUAGCGUGUAUGGUCAUUUGUUCAAUUCCUGUGAUUUUAUUAUAUUUAUAUGUGGGAAGUUCACCAGUUGGUUAUAAAUAUCGAUAUGUUCUUUCACUGAA